Messenger RNA from Ilyonectria robusta, 1228 nucleotides. RefSeq lists its product as uncharacterized. The record is from RefSeq and is a predicted model, not a curated record. Lineage: Eukaryota; Fungi; Ascomycota; Sordariomycetes; Hypocreales; Nectriaceae. Bases 52 to 1098 code for a protein of 348 amino acids. The transcript has 4 exons.
GACGCGGGAUUAACUAUAACUUGUAGUCAAUUUGCACUUUGAAGGGUCGCGAUGGGUCGCAUCCAAGUGUUUAAGCCUCCCGUGCUUCGCCCCCUGUUAUCCUCAGCUCGACCGCAAUCACCUCCUUGUACGCAGUACCACAACGACAUGGCAACCCUAGAAGUCAUCGCAAACCCGUCAAAUGCGACCGUUGACAUCGUUCUGGUUCACGGCUGGCUCGAUGGCCGACAGCCCUGGACGUACAGCUCUGCAACGUCGUCUAUUUUCUGGCCCAAGACCCUUCUGGCUGCCGAAAUCCCCGGCGCUCGCAUAAUAGAGAUCAGGUACGAGACAGAACUUAAGAAGUUCUGGUCAGUCAGUGCAGAGACUCCACUGGACACUCUUUCGGAUGAUAUUUUCUGGGAACUGGAGAUCGUACGAUCCAGUACAGAAACGAGAAAGCGUCCCAUCAUCCUCGUUGCUCAUAGCAUUGGUGGCCUGAUUUGUGAAAAUGCCUUGAUCAGAGCAACGGAUGGCACAGAUGACCGCAAGGAACUCGCUAGUUGCAUUCGACGUAUAGCGUUUCUGGGAACGCCACAUGGAGUCGAUGCGGCAUCGUGGGGCGAGACUGCAAGGAAAUUCCUGAUGCUGAGCAGGAGCCCCGAUGUGCCGAUCACCGAGGAUUGGAUAAGGAGACUGGCUAAAUUUGAUGCACUUGGCGAAAGGUUCCCGGCUGUGGUCGAAGCUCGGUCGCGUAAUGCCGAGACCCGACUUGAAGUAGCCUGCUUCUACGAAGGCCAACGCACAGCGUGUGGAAAUGGUUCUAUGACACUUGCGGAUGAACUGUCAGUCAGCAUCCCGCGAUGUCCACCACCCGAAAGACUGGAAGCCAACCAUCAAAACCUGGGAGUAUUCCCGAACAAGGAAGAUCCGAACUUCCGAAGGGUUUGUAGGCAGUUGGUGAGAUGGGCAAGAGACCUCUCAAAGCCGAGUGGCAACGACCAGCAGGCGAGAUUCGUUUCCAACGCGACCUUUUCGGGUCCCAACAAUUCGGGAUUUCAGUUGGGAAUGAACACGGGAACAUUGAACGGUUUUACUUUUGGAGGGGGUACACGCUAAAGGUGCGAGUACAUGAACUAUGCCAUGUACAUGUAUUUAGCUCUUGACUGCAUAUCUCUUCGAUGUGUCUAGUUAGUUGGUAUUUACAGACGUAGCCUAGAUUAUAUUGACCUAUGAACGCUUUGCCAUG